GCUUGAAAUUUAAUUCGAUAUAAGCACGAAAUGAAAUGAAUUUGAAUUGUUACAGGUGGCGUGUCCACUGUGAAUAACUUUUUUGUUUGUUUUUUACCUCCACAGGAGUGGCUUGCCGCUUGUUUACUUUUAUUACUCCUUUAUCAUUUCACAACGUAUCCGUCUGCAUUGUGUUCAUUCAUCUAGUCGCGCAACAUCGCCGUCAUAUUUCUGGGAAGGGUCUAUAGGCUGUACGGUAGUAUAUAGUGUGUGUGAUGCUAAGAUUGAAGAUUUUGACUUACUCGUGUUAGGGAUCCCCGUGACAUAUUGCAACAGUCGGUGCUGAACCAGGACAGCUAAAAACCAUGACAACUAGCUCAACUCCAUUGAUGUCAACUAUUACCACAGAAACAACAAAUACAACUACCAGUGCACCAACGGCAGGGGCAAGAGAAUUAUAUCUACUAUGGUUGAUACCGCUUGUCGUCGUUUCGUUCCUACUCGUCUUGUUGUAUCGAUGGUGUCGAAUGCGCCUGAGAAAACGAAUGUCUGAACAACAUGGAGCCAGUGGACAAUUGUGGACAACUCCAUCUCCUCCUAUGGGAUUAUCUCCACCUGGACGAGCAAAUGAUGGACAUUUGGAGGCAAUUCGACCUCCGUCUGUGGGGAUAUCUCAACCGCAUCCUGCACCUAUGAAUGCGGAACCCAUGGUCGAUCCAGAAUCUGCUGAAGCUAUUAAAAAACGUUUACGUGGACGUGUGCAAAUAACUGCCGUUGUAGGACGUAAAGAAUCCACCACUAAAAUAAAUGGUAUAGCUGCCUACUACGUACCUAGCAAAGAGGCCUACUACAUACCAAGCAUAAAUUGCUUCUACAUACCUAGCAGAAAUACAGGAACACCUGUAGACUAUAAUGGUCCACAUUUGGGGGGAGGCUCCUCGCAGCCUGUGGGGGUAUCUCGACCUCGUCCAGCGCCUAUUGCUAUAGGACAUGCAGUGGGAUCCGUUCAAAAUCCAGCUGUGGGACCUCUUCCACCAAGAUCAAAUCAAGCAUAGUGGAGUGGACGGAGAGCAGUUUCAUCUCUCUUCAUCAACAAAACUGAAAACGUAUCUACUCUAUGGACGGACAUUCUUAUUUUGCGUGUAGGGUGGAAGCUGACGUAUGUGACCAUGAUUAGCAGAACUGAAAAAAUAUGGCAAACUA
Messenger RNA from Gigantopelta aegis, 1182 nucleotides. RefSeq lists its product as uncharacterized. Bases 345 to 1034 code for a protein of 229 amino acids. The transcript has 14 exons. The record is from RefSeq and is a predicted model, not a curated record. Lineage: Eukaryota; Metazoa; Mollusca; Gastropoda; Neomphalida; Peltospiridae.